This is a messenger RNA of Penicillium concentricum, 3699 nucleotides long. RefSeq lists its product as uncharacterized. The transcript has 5 exons. Gene Ontology annotation, biological process: cholesterol biosynthetic process. NCBI's taxonomy places the organism in Eukaryota, Fungi, Ascomycota, Eurotiomycetes, Eurotiales, Aspergillaceae. The record is from RefSeq and is a predicted model, not a curated record. Gene Ontology annotation, cellular component: cytoplasm. Gene Ontology annotation, molecular function: FAD binding; phosphomevalonate kinase activity. Bases 1 to 3699 code for a protein of 1232 amino acids.
AUGGCCACUCUCAACUCCCUCAAGUGGACUCUGAAGCUAAAAGCCUCGCCAUCAUCCCCGACGCAGCCAUUGUCAGACAUAAAGUACAGCGCUGGCUUGGAUGUCUUGCUGCGGGGAUCGGGAUGGAUGACGUACCAAGACUUUAUUAUCCCCCAACUUUCUCAGCUGCUAGCUCCUCUCUUCGACUCGGGUAUCCAUAUCUCGGUGUUAGAAAUCGGACCCGGGCCGGAGACCGUGCUAGGAUAUCUACCCACUCGUUUGAGGCGGAAAAUCAGGAAAUAUGUUGCAUUCGAGCCCAAUGAGCUGCUUGCUACAAGGUUGGCAAAAUGGCUUUCUUCGACAUCAGAGACGGAGUCCCCGCUGCCGGACUGGAAAGUCCGCCUGAUAUCCGCCGAAUUCCAUUUUACAACUGGACAGCAACACAAAGAGCGGUACUGGUACUGGUACUGGUACUGCCUGUAUGGCAUGAAGCCCAAAUCCAGUGUUAUUGAACUAGCGCUGGAAACGCUUGAUCGGCGCUCCGAAGAGGGAAUGGUGGUGGUUUUUCAUCGCGACGAGACCCUACACCUCGAAGAAUUAGUGUGUCAUCGAAGAGCUUCUUUCCCUGCUGGGACCGUUAGCGUGGUGAAUGAGGACGAAGCAUUGGACUCUUUUGCUUCUUUUAUCGCGGGGUUUGUCAUGCAGGAUGUGGAGGCGGACAAGGCGGUCCGAGUUGAAUGGCGUAAGGCGUGCCGCACCUUGGCCCGUUACGAGGACGGCCACCCAGACCAUCUCUUAUUCAGAUCGCCUGACAUCAUGGCGGCCUUCACCAAACAUGCGACCACGUUGCCGGAACUGACUGCCCAGGUGCCAUUGUUGGAGGGUGCAAAAAGCGUUAAGAACUUAGAAGCUAGCCUUCACCAUCCCGCCUCGAUUGUUAGGCCGACAGAGGUCCGACACAUUCAACAGUGCGUUCAAUGGGCUCUGAAGCACGGUGUCAACCUGACCAUCAUUGGCGGGGGUCAUAGCGGCCACUGCCUACGUUCCAACGUCGUUGCGGUCGAUAUGAGCGCCUUUGGGCAAAUAGACAUUCUCAAGGACGUGGAUGGUGGAGGAGAAUCUAGGUCCAAUUCUGUUCCCUUGGUCGUUGCCGAGGCCGGCUGCAAGACGGGGGAUAUUGUCCGCAAGACCAUGGCAGGGGGACUGACAGUGCCCUUAGGGGCUCGCCCAAGCGUAGGGGCCGGGCUAUGGCUACAAGGUGGUAUUGGGCACCUAGCCAGGAUGCACGGGCUCGCGUGCGAUGCCAUCAUUGGUGCCGUGAUAGUCAGUGUCGACUCUAGCCAGGCCCUUUACAUCGGCUGUGUGCCAAGUCAACAUCGACCUGCCGGUGCCGUGCGCCCAGAGAACGAAAAUGAUAUGUUAUGGGCGAUAAAAGGCGCUGGUGCCAACUUUGGGAUCGUAGUCAGCGUUACGUUCAAGACUAACGUGGCUCCGACCUUCUUCACUCGAAACUGGGUUAUCGAGCCGAGGGACAGUAUUGAGGCCCGGCGCACGCUUAGCAAGUUUGAUAAGCUUGUUGCCAGGAUCCCCCAGAACUGUUCUUCAGACGCGUAUAUGUACUGGGACAACCAGGAGCAGAAGCUGCAUCUUCGCAAUUUUCAGACUGUGGACGGCGUCGGUUUGUUCGAAGCCGAGAUGUACAUGUCCAGAAUGCACGGCGGGCACGCUGACAGGAAGACCUCCUCAUUCAAGCGAUGCUUAUUCUUCAAACGCAUUGGAGCAUUGAACAUCGCCGAGAUUUUUGUGGCAGCCAUUGAGAAUCGACCCUCGGAACUUUCCUAUCUCCAUAUGCUACAAGGUGGCGGAUCUGACUUUGCUUGCGUGGUAACUGGCGACUGGUACCGCGACGAAGAUAGAUCUGGAUCCGCUCGAGCUGCCGUUCAGUGGGUGUACGACGUGGCUAGAGACUUGUUGCCCGUGAGUAGCGGAGUGUACGGCGCAGACCUAGGGCCGGACCCCAGAGACGCGGCGCUGGCGACCAAGGCUUUUGGACCGAACCGGGCACGCCUGGCUCGCCUCAAGCACAUCAUGGACCCCCAUAAUGUGUUGGCUUAUGCCUGUCCGCUCCCGAUAACGCCGAGGGAACAGAAGCUCAUCAUUCUCGUCACGGGCGCAAGCGGCGCCGGAAAGGACUACUGCGCGAACAUCUGGAUAUCCGUGUUCCUCAAAUUGACUCAUAAAAGCCUUACAGCGCGCGUAGUCGGCAUUAGCGAUGCGACCAAGCGAGAGUACGCCGCGGCUACUGGUGUCGACCUGAAUCGUCUACUUGGGGACCGUGCUUACAAAGAGAAGCAUCGGCCAGCGUUGACGACCUUCUUCCGGAACCAGGUGCGGGAUCGACCUUGGCUGCCAGAGGAACAUUUUUUAAAUGUGGUAUACGGCGCCAGGGAAGUGGAUGUGUUGCUAAUCACGGGGAUGAGAGAUCAGGCACCAGUCGCGGCCUUCUCGCAUUUGGUGCCAGACAGGAGACUUCUCGAGAUUAAUGUCACAGCUAGCAAAGAGACGCGGCGUGCUCGCCGAGGGUACCACAAAGGUGACGAUGAUACGCCAAAACUGAAGCACGUAGCCCACCGCCCCAGUCUCGUCUUCAACAAUGACGCGAAUGGAAACGAGGCGGCGAAAAGGCUUGCCAAAACCCACUUGCUUCCCUUCUUCGAUGAAGAUCUUCAGAGCCUUGCCAACAUGGUGCGUCCAGUACCGGACUUUCCACGCUCGGGCGUAGACUUCCGCCACGUCCUCAACAUCUCCCAGCAGCCGGGUGGGCUGGCCCUAUGCACCUCUCUAUUGCGGACUCACUUCACGGGCGACUGGGCCAAAGUCAACGCCAUAGCAUGUUGUGAUACUGGGGGGUUUAUCUUUGCGUCGGCGUUGGCCUCGCGGGUCGAUGUACCCUUGGCGCUGAUUCGCGAAGCGGGCAAACUGCCCCCACCCACCGUUUCUGUCCUGAAGUCUACAUCUCACAUAUCUUUGACAUCCAAGUCAAAUGAGAAGAGUAUCGAGAUAGGACGGGAUUUGAUCACCAGAGGUGCAUCGGUAGUAGUGGUGGACGAUGUGCUCGCCACGGGAAAGACACUUUGCGCUGUGCUACAGCUUUUAAAGGAGGUUGACAUUGCUGAUGUCAGCAUCAUGGUCGUCAGGCCACAUCCUCUGCUCGCCCAGGUCCCACUGACCGUCUCACCAUUCAUCAACCUCCCCACCUCCGUCACAUUACCCUACACAUACAAAUCUGUCCCCUCAUCUCUACCCCCCUCAGUGACAGUCGAUCCAAACAGCCCGGAUGGUAAGGCCCGCUAUGUUGUCUCCCCAAGCGGUGAGCACGCAGCUCACCCAGAUGACGUCCUCGCCGCGUGCCACUCCCUCGAACAACAUUUGAAUAAGGCUCGCAGCAACGCGGAACAAGCGAUCAACGCAUGGAAAGAGUCAAUCAAACAACGCGAGUUAGCCGAAAAGAGACGCCUGGCUCCUGGGUGGCUUGAUCGCGAGGAAAAGCUCCUUCAGCCUAGCCGGACCAGUAUGUCUCCCGACCCACAGGGCGAUGAUCAUCCAAGCCUCCUGGAUAGCUCUUCUCCUGAACAGGGCUCUUCGCAAUUGCCGACCAUGGUGCCGCAUGACGAUGGGCAGGAGUUGGAUAGAGCGUUCGGUGGUCUGGGUUUGAAAUGA